This is a messenger RNA of Epithele typhae, 1269 nucleotides long. RefSeq lists its product as uncharacterized. Bases 1 to 1269 code for a protein of 422 amino acids. The record is from RefSeq and is a predicted model, not a curated record. The transcript has 2 exons. NCBI's taxonomy places the organism in Eukaryota, Fungi, Basidiomycota, Agaricomycetes, Polyporales, Epitheliaceae.
AUGCAUCAUCUAUACGAGAUUGCCUUGUUCUUCGAACCGCCUGCGUUCCACCGCCAUCCGUGGACGCUCCUCCAGAUGGUCGCAUCGGCACCCACGCUGCGCAAGCUCUCCGUCUCAGGCCUUCGACUCUCCGGCUCCUUCACCUCCCUCAACGGCAUCGCCCCGUUGAAAUAUCUCGACUACAUGGCCCUCAAAACUGAUCCCAUUGAGAACGCCGCGCCGGAUAUGCUGGUGCUUUCAUCACUUCUCAGGGCGAUACACAUGACUGUCGAGACACUACUUCUCUCCGCUCCAUUCGUCUCCCUGCCGCUCAUACAGCACUUGGAAUGGCCACGGUUGCACACUUUCACCGUGCGCGGCCAAACGACUCCGUCUCCGCCGGCACCAUACGCACGGGUGUUUUCGAACAUGUCCUGCCUGCGUCGGCUCUCUCUAGACGUUCUGCUCGACGCCAAGGCCCUCGACAUCACCAGCGCUCCGACGAGCCUCGCCCCAUUUCCCUGGCCAGAGCUGGAACAUCUGUCCCUCCCCGUGCCGUUACCAGAAGACGACCAGAUGUACGGACAGCUGCCCCACACCCUCCGUUCACUGGCUGUAUUGUGCAACCCGUUGCACAUAUUUGCCACACACGACUUCUCUUUGCCUCAUCCCUACGCAAAGAACCCUUCUCCACCGCUCUCUCCCGUCACAGCAUCUCUCCUGCGCCGGUGCGCCGCCUCACCCGGUCUGCGGCUGUCGAAGCUGGAGAUCGAAUAUCGCGCGAGCUCCCACCGGUCCGACGACGUGCUCCCGCUCGUCGCCGCGUUGUUCCCGCAUCUCGAGGAGCUGACGAUCUACCGGUACCGCCCCUCCCAUGGCGACGGCUACAGUGACGAGCUCGCACACGAGACCGCGGCCGCGGUGAUGGAGCCACUCGCGGCGCUCGCGGCGCUGCGCGUCCUGCGCGCCCACCUCGACUUCGACUUCAGACCCGACCCGCUGCAGGUGUUCUCCGAGAUCCGCUUCUCCACCACCUGCCGCUGGAACCCGAAGGACAACGUGUUCCGGUAUGGGACGAUGCGCGACGUCGCGCUCGUGACCGCUCGCCAGCUCGCACCCGCACUCAAGGAGGUCUGGCUGUGGAUGCUAGGCGCAUACGAGUUCGGGCCGGGGUGGUGGGAGGUGUUCGUGGUGGAGCGAGCGACGGCGGGGGGCGGAGAGGAGGAUAAGUAUGUGAACGUCCGGCAGGAGAGGGAGGUGGUCAAUCCACGACCCUUCACGUUUGGCUGA